Messenger RNA from Scleropages formosus (Asian bonytongue), 5679 nucleotides. It is a transcript of the gene plekhh2, whose product is annotated as pleckstrin homology domain containing, family H (with MyTH4 domain) member 2. Gene Ontology annotation, molecular function: actin binding. The coding region runs from base 294 to 4727 and encodes 1477 amino acids. Gene Ontology annotation, biological process: negative regulation of actin filament depolymerization. Gene Ontology annotation, cellular component: cytoplasm; cytoskeleton. Lineage: Eukaryota; Metazoa; Chordata; Actinopteri; Osteoglossiformes; Osteoglossidae. The record is from RefSeq and is a predicted model, not a curated record. The transcript is spliced from 30 exons.
UGUCAAGGUACGUCCUUUACGCGUGCAAAUUUGCAUGAACGCGCCUUUCUAUCACUUGAUUGGUCAGUCAGCUGUAGGUACACGCCUCUCUGGGUGGUGACCCCCGAAGUGGGCGGUGCGUUUAGGAUGAGAAACUUUGGGAGAAGUGAGGAAUUCCUCGUUUUUAUUCCGCGCUGCUGUCAAAACGACGGGAACCGCUAUAGCAACAUGGAAAAUAUUAUAAAAAUGGAUUAGGGCUGUUUCAUACUACAUCCAGUCAUUCCUCUGCCGUUUGCUGGGACAGGAAAGGAGCAAUGGCCGAGGGUGAUGACCAUGGAACGCUGACUGACUGGAAGGAGAGGUGUGUCACUUUGGAGUCCCAGCUCCUUAAGUUUCGUGUGCAGGCCAGCAAAAUACGAGAGCUUCUGGCAGAGAAGAUGCAACAGCUGGAGAGACAAGUCUUAGAGGCAGAGCGACGAGCCCAAAAAGCAAAUCAACAGGUGCAGGUUAUGGAAGAGAAGCUGAAAGCUGCGGAUGUUCAGACCAGUGAGGCAGAGACCAGUCUUUUUCGACGCUGCCAAGACCUACAAACACUGCUACAGGAGAAGGAUGACAUCAUUGCAUUGCUGGAACAGCAGUUGGAGGAGCAGAAGCAAAUCCGACUCCAGGAGGCCAAGAUUGUGGAGGAGAAAGCUGCAAAGAUCAAGGAAUGGGUGAUGCUGAAGCUGCACGAGCUGGAGGUGGAGAAUGGGACCCUGCGGGAGACAAACCAGCUGCAGAGAGCACAGAUCACCGAGUUGCAGAAGCAGGUGCAUGCCAUGGAUCAGAAGAGAACCAGCAGUGCCCAGCCGAAAGCUGGGGAAGCCCAGCGUUUAAGCAGCCUCACCUUUGGCUGCUUCCAGGUCCGUGCCAAUAACCCUCAGAUUAUAAGGGGUCCGGAGCCAAGCCGCCGGACCAUCAGCUUUAAGCAUGAUGGCAAAGAGGCCGGAGAAGGAAUGAUUUCAGAAAUCACUAAACAGAACUCUGAAUCCGCUGGGGUGGAUGUGAACAAUAAAGUUCAACGAUCGGAUCAGUCAAACUCAGCAGGUGGAAGGUCAGGAAAGGUCUCCAGCUCUAGUAGAGGUGGUGAACAGGGGUCUUCAAGACAGGGGCUGGAGAAUGGGAGCUCAGAGGACGAAGGAGAGACUGGAGAAAGAAAAGAGAAAGACUCACGCUGUAGAUCUUCAGCAGUCUCGGAGGUAGGGGGAAGUGGAAUGGGGCUGCGCUUCGACCGAGGAGGGAGUGAAACAUACCUCACAGCAUCUGAUGACAGCAGUUCACUUUUCGACGACGACUUGCAGCGAACCGAUUGCCCUGAGUUCCACCCCCAGGGCUCUGACGGGGUGGGCUCAAGGAGAGGAGGACAGAGCUCUGAGAGAGCCGAAUGUGAAAGUCUCUCUGAGGAGCUCAACAAGCGGUUCCAGUCCCAAAGCCUCAACUCAUCCUCCUCUUCCAGUGAAGCCAACACCCCCGGCCUCAUUCGUACCCCUGCCCUCACUGUGAAGCACCCGACACCUGCACAAGAUGCAAAGGACUCGAGCGCCCUUGUCUCAACCUCAGCCAGCAAGCAGCCCCCACCCAUGCCGCACGCACCCAACGUCUUCAGCAACAGCGUAGCCCUAGCCAAAAAGCACCUGAGCCAGCCACCGCUCAGCACCGAGUUACUGCAGGGCCACACCCGCAAUGCCAUCAGUAUGCUCCGCCCACUACGACCCCAGGAGACUGACCUGGAUCAGGAGCAGGACAUGGAGACAGACUGGGACCAGUCCUCUAAUUUACCUGCUGCUAGCAGAGAGCUUGACUUGCCAAGAUCACCAAGCAAGCUGUCUGGCGGCAAGCCGCCCACUCCUCCCCUGCAUAGGUUUCCUUCCUGGGAAAGCAGAAUUUACACAGUGGCCAAGUCUGGAAUCAGGUUGUCUGAGAGUCCAUGUGCAGACCUUGCCCAUAAAAACCCUACACCGCAGUCCUCACAUCCAACAUCGGUUCUGUACACUUCUUUGAUAUAUCGGAACAUGACCACGCCUGUCUACACUACAUUGAAGGGGAAGGCCACCCAGCUAAGCAGCAGUCCUUUCUCGGAUGAGUCCUCAGGUUCAGAAGGGGAAGAGAGCUCCCUCUGCAGCUCUCGAACCUCGGGCUCUGACUCGCGGAAGGGGAGCAGCCCAGGGAGCCCACGUGCUCUGAAGAGAGCCGUAUCCAUGUCAUCCAUGACCUCCGAGAGCGAUUAUGCCAUUCCUCCUGACGCCUACUCCAUCGACACGGAGUGCUCAGAGCCAGAGCAGAAGCUGCCGAAGACCUGCUCCUCUGCCAGCGACAACAGCAGGAGUGAGCCUCUGGAAAAGUCAGGUUAUCUCCUGAAGAUGGGUGGCAAGGAAAAGACCUGGAAGAGACGCUGGUUCGUCCUGAAGGCUGGAGAACUACUGUACUACAAGUCACCUAGUGAUGUCAUUCAGCGACCUCAGGGUCAAAUCGAGCUCAGUGCAACCAGCAGCAUCGCCCGUAGUGAAGGCAAACAGACACUGCAACUAGUCACAGAGAAACGAGUAUACUACCUGACGGCAGAUUCCCCAAAUCUCCUAGAAGAAUGGAUUCGAGUUUUGCAGAAUGUCCUGCGGGUCCAGGCAGCAAGCCCACUUUUUGCUCAGCCUGAGAUUCGGCCCUGCAUGAAGGGACUCCUAACCAAGGUGAAACACGGAUAUUCCAAGCGGGUCUGGUGUGCACUCAUUGGAAAAACACUCUAUUACUUUCGAAGUCAAGAAGACAAGUUCCCGCUGGGGCAGAUUAGACUGUGGGAAGCUCGUGUGGAAGAGGUGGACAGGUCAUGUGACUCAGAUGAGGACUAUGAAUCGAGUGGGCGGAGUCUGUUGUCCACCCACUACACGAUUUCCAUUCAACCACAGGACCAGGGCCCCACCUACCUGCUCAUUGGUUCCCAGCAUGAAAAGGAGGCGUGGCUGUACCACCUUUCCGUAGCAGCGGGCACCACAGGGGGCCAGGUGGGCACAGAGUUUGAACAGCUCGUGGCCAAACUUCUUCAAGUGGGGGGAGAUCCAGGCUCCCAGAUUUGGAGACAUCCCAUGCUAUGCUUCAGUAAAGAAGGCCUCUCAUCACCACUCACCACCCUCCCUUCCCAGGCCCUGCAGACUGAGGCUCUCAAGCUCUUCAAGAUGUGCCAGCUCUUCAUCAAUGUGGCCAUUGAUGCACCAGCCAUUGACUACCAUGUGUCACUGGCCCAGAGCGCCCUGCAGGUGUGUCUGACUCAUCCUGAACUGCAGAAUGAGAUCUACUGCCAGCUGGUUAAACAGACCAGGAAGCGGCAGCUGCAAGGUCAGCCUGGGCCACUGCAGGGCUGGCAGCUUCUGGCGCUCUGUGUGGGACUCUUCCUGCCCCAGCAUCCAUUUCUCUGGCUGCUGCAGGUGCACCUCAAGAAGCAUGGGGAGACCAGGACAGAAGUUGGGAAAUAUGCUAUUUACUGCCAGCGGUCGGUAGAGCGCACGCAGCAGAGGGGGGAGCGGCAGGCCCGUCCAUCCCGCAUGGAGAUCCUGUCCAUUUUAUUGCGGAACCCAUACCAUCACUCACUGCCUUUCAGCAUCCCAGUGCACUUCCUUAACAGUACUUAUCAGGUAGUAGGCUUCGAUGCCUCCACAACGGUGGAGGAGCUCCUGGAACGACUGAACCAGGAAACAGGGAUAAGGAGGACAAGCCAGUCAGGAUUUGCCCUCUACACGGAUGACCCAUCUGGACAGGGGUUGGAACACAGUCUACAGGGGAAAAUUAAGAUCUGUGACAUCAUCUCUAAAUGGGAGCAGGCCUCCAAAGAGCAGCACACUGGCAAGUCAGAGGGUACAAGGACAGUUCGACUCACCUAUAAGAACAGGUUAUACUUCUCUCAGCAGAUUAGAGGGGAGACAGAGCGGGAGCGACUGCUAUUGGUGUACCAGACCAACGAGGAGAUAAUUGGGGGUUGCUUCCCUGUCAAUAAAGAAUUGGCACUGGAGAUGGCCACACUGCUGGCUCAGGUGGAGUUUGGUGAUUUUGAGCGCCCGUUCUCCUCUCUUGCGGGAUCGGGCUCGAAGUCGAGCCAAACGCUGAACCAGGUUCUGGAAAGAUUCUACCCCAAGCAUUAUCGGCAGGGCUGCACAGAUGAUCAGCUCAGACAGUUAAGGCAACGUCUCUCAGCACGCUGGGGUUCCCUCAGAGGCCGUAGUUCUCCUGACUGCAUCCGCAUCUACCUGACAGUUGCUAGGAAGUGGCCCUUCUUUGGAGCAAAGCUUUUUGCUGCCAAGCCCAUCACACCGUCCCCAUACCAGAGUUCCACUGUGUGGCUAGCAGUGCAUGAGGAUGGCAUCAGUGUGCUGGAGUACACCUCAAUGAGGUUACUUGUGUCACACUCACACAAGAACUUGAUGACGUUUGGUGGUUGUCGUGAUGACUUCAUGUUGGUGGUAGGCCAGAGCCUUGGCAGCAGCACGGCUAAGGACAAGCCCACAGGGAAGCACCUGUUCGUCAUGGAAAAACCCAAGAUCCUGGAGAUGACCCUGCUCAUUGCCAGCUAUAUCAACAGUGCCCAUCAACAGAAAUCUGCCGCCCACCACCUCUCUGCUCCCGCUCUGAUGUUAGGUCAGCCAGUGGAUCUCAAGAGCAAUGAGCUGAACAGCAAAUCAUCACUGGCUUCUAACAGACCUAGCAAAGUGCCAACGCUGCUGUGAGAGCACUGUCAUAGAAGGCUCUCCACCUGAAAUUCAACUGGUCACGUGAUAAAGGAGCGCCUUCUUAAUGUACGAUGGUACAAUAAAGUAAUAGGGUACUUCUUUCUACUCAAAGCUCAGGGGACAAUAAGUUGUCUUCCUCAUUUACCCAGUGCAAGUGUAUAAUCUUUCCUUUCUCCCAGUUAUAGAUGGUACAAUUAUUCCUUUCACUUUUUUGAAUGUCCUCAUUUAUAUUUCUAAAAAAAUGCUGAAACUUCACUGAAUGUGACACACAAUUUCGGUGGCAUCAUCACCAUCAACCUAUUUAAUUGCAUUUUUCCGUUAUUUAUUAACAUUGUUUACUUGUUGCACGGCUACACCAGCGACAUAUACUAAAUGAAAUGCUUUACAUAUGCUUAAAGCUUAAAGGGAAAUAGUGCUGUUUAUGAUGUUUCUUUCAGGGAAGUAACACAUUAAUGUCUAGGAAAUAAUGCUAGUGGAGAGGCUUUUGUUGUCAUGAAAAGCCCAGUAUAAUUAUUUAAAAAUUCUACUAGUGUCAGUAUAAAGGAUUUAACAUUAUGUUUCAAUUGAGAUUUAAUAUAUAAAAGUUUAAUAAUGAAAUCCUGAAAUAGCUAAAGCUACUAGCAGAUUUAAAACCUGUCGGUAGAGAAAGAAAAGAACAGUGACACAUGGGGGAAAUUGUAGAAGAAAGUUUUUUUUCAAUCCAACUUAACCUUUGUUGCCUUUUAUAAAUGCAAAGUGAAAAAGAUUUAAAAAUGAAAAGUGUUUACCUUCGACAACUUCAAAUUUGUUUUCAAAGUGCAACAAACGUUCAUGGAAAGGAAAACCAUCCUUCAUUUUGAUAUUUUUGCAAUAUGUUUUGCCCCUUGAAUGUUGGCAUUUGUUACCAAUGCUGUCUAUGUUUGCUUGCCUUUAUGAAAUGCUGUGAUAUACACAUGAGCCAGUUGGUUUG